This is a messenger RNA of Arvicanthis niloticus (Nile rat), 1214 nucleotides long. The record is from RefSeq and is a predicted model, not a curated record. Lineage: Eukaryota; Metazoa; Chordata; Mammalia; Rodentia; Muridae.
GGGGUUCCAAGAGGCUGCGGUUGGCCAUGGCCUUAGACUCCACCGUAAGCCUUCCUGACCUGCUCUGUUCCUGGGAGGAGGACCGAAAGUUGGUCCUACGUGGCUGGUCCCUCGUCUUCAUCUUCCUGGCAACUUUGUUGGUGUUCAGCGUGGUGGAUGGGCGGAUGGCCUAUGUGCAAGGUCCGUACACGGGCUUCAUCGGCAUCUGGAUUGACUGCAGGAGGCAUAAGUGUGCCAACGUGGGCCAAUUCACUGUUUACAUUCACAUGAGCAAGGGCUUCGUAUUUCUGGCCCUGGCACUAUGCCUCAUCCUCCUGCCCACCAUGUUCCUCUCCUUCCGACCAGUCUGCCGCCGCCUGAACAAGAUAGACUUCAUCUUCAGUUUCUUCAGCAUUGGCAUCGUGCAGGGCUCCUGAUUCUCCUCAGCCUGACGCUCUUUGUCGUCAACUGCAAUAGGCUGCGCCCGAGGCCACAGGUAUCCUACCAGCUGGCCUUCUACCUGUGCUGGUGCGCCAGCGUCUUGAUGCUGUGGGCCGGAACUUUGUCGUUCCUCAACCAAGUGCGGAUGUGGAACUACACUACGCCUUUCAUGGAGAGGAGGCUCAGCUACUUCCGUUGGGCCUCGCGACACCACUCGUUGCAGUUGCAAUUGCAGCACUUGGAGCCCGCCCAGAAGCUGUCUGCUGCAAGCAGCUUUGUGAACUACCAUGGGGCUCCCCAACAGAGGGACGCCGCAACUUCUCAGGACACUGAUGAGUCCCCGCGGCCAGAUGCCUCUACCUCUGUCCCCGUGACUCAGUUUCCAUCAGACCUCCCUUGAGGUCCCAUACGUCCCCUGAGAGCAGGUAGCACCCUCGGGACACAGGUGGCAAGCCCGGCUCCCUGCUCUAGGGCCCACUUCUUGCUGCCUGAGUCUUGGCAGGGACUGUACUCUGGAAGUCUUCCAAUACUCUCAGCUGCGGCUGUGUCCUUCUGAGCAGACACUGGUUUGUGGUCCCAAGCCGCGGGAGCAGUGUGGUCCUUUUCCCAAGCGGGGCGAUGCUCCGCCCCACAGGGCAUGCCCCUAAGCCACUCUUCAUCCUUUGGUCCAGCCCUACCAGAGACAUCCAGGGGCCCCAGGUGGACACUCUGCAGCCUAGCCUUGGGGGCAGUCCCUGCCCUUUUGUGGACAGACCCCUUCCCAGGAAGUCAAGGCUUAAUUAAUGUAACACCCC